AUGUUGUUAUAUACGAAAGUGGCUCCUCCCAAGGCACCGAAGCGACGGUCGAGGGCAGGUUGUACAUUCUGUAAAGAGAAGAAGAAAAAGUGCGACGAGGUCCGACCGUCUUGCUCGCGCUGUGCCGAGCGCGGCCUUGAUUUCGCCAGCCAACUCGACCGGAGGCUCUCCUUCGCUUCAACCCACACCAAGGGCGAGCCUGACCACCUCAUCAGCCCCCUCGACGGCACUUUCGACUCCAUCUCCCUGCCCACCAUAUCCGACCUGAACUGCAGCUUCAGCCCCAGCACCAUCCCCGAGUCAGCCGUCGAGUUCGAGGAGGACGACCACGCCGAGAGCGCAAGCACGACGACGCUGAGCCGCGCCGUGACCCACGUCUCCAAGCCGCCGGACCUCGCCAUGAUCGCGCCGUGUCCCGUGGGCUCGCCGCUGCUGGACUUCUACAUCCCCGCCUUUUCCGAGUUCUCAGAUCGCACGAACCGGCGCGCGCUCGUCGCCCACUUCUGCGAGAGCCUCAGCCACCUCAUCGUCUUCCGCGAGGAGAGCGGGAACCCGUUCCGGGAGCUCGUCCUGCCCCUGACGGCCAAGAGCUCCCCGGUCAUGAACGCCAUCUACGCCCUCUCCAGCGCGCACAUGGAAUACCGCGGGGUGACGAAUCAAGAGCAGUCGAUGUAUUUCCAUGGCCAGGCCAUCCAGGGGCUUGCGGCCCUGAUCGACCAGAAGGCGAAGACGGCUGAGAAUAGGAACGAGCUGUUGGCAGCCAUUAUGCUUUUGGUGUAUUACGAAGUGCUGGUUCAAAGGGGACGGUCCAAUCUGGUAGAUGGACACCUGAAAGGCGCCAUGACGAUUAUGAAUUCAUAUCCUACAGCAACGGAUGCGACUGGGAUUUUUCUGGAACGUGCUUUCCGAUUUUACGAUGUUAUUGCAGCGCUUUCUUUUGGCACAGCGCCAUUAUCACAAGCACCAGGGAAAGGCUGCCUCCACCCAUUCCCUCCCACCGGAGCUCCAGUCAUGUCAUCGCUCAGCUCCGUCGAUACACUGCUGGGCAUGGCCACCUCGCUCUGGCCGAUAAUCCACCGCCUCUCAAAGCUCUCCUCCGACAAGACGGACCUGGAGAGCGCAUGCCGCGAGGGCCAGCCCUCGUCCAUGAUCGCCGUCCUCAAGACAGAAUUCGAGACAAACUCGCAGGCGAUCGAGCGGGCUUUAGAAUCGUGGCAGCCGUACCUACCCCCCGGUUUCAACCCGGACGACCCCCCCUCGCCGGAGACGGAGGAGCGGCGGCACGACACGGAGACGGCGGAGCGGUCGCGCCUGCACUCCAUCUUCAACAACGCCAUGGCGUACCGGCACAGCGCCUUCGUCUACCUGUACCACACCAUCUACGGGUACCCGCGCUCGCACACGUCGGUGCAGACGCACGCGCACACGGCGCUGUGGCACUGCCUGCAGACGUGCUCGCACGCGGGGCCCAUGGGGGCCUUGCUGUGGCCCCUGUUCGUGGCGUCGUGCGAGGCGGUCACGGACCAGGACCGGAACCUGGCGCGGGACGCGUUCGCGCUCGUCGAGAAGAGGCAGGGCAUGAUCAACAUCAAGUGGGCGUGGGACAUCGUCCAGGAGGUGUGGCGCCUCGCCGACGCCAUGGACAGCGAGGGCGAGGGGGCCGGUACCACCGCCAGCGCCAGCGCCAGCACCAGCGGAAGUGGAGGAGCGCAGCAGCAGCAGCAGCUGGUCGGCCUGGGGGGCUUCCCCGUGGCUGGGGCGCUCUCCACGCCGGACCUGUGGAGGAGUGUGAGCAAGCAGAUGGGUAUUAGCAUCGUGUUUGGGUGA
Messenger RNA from Diaporthe citri, 1827 nucleotides. RefSeq lists its product as uncharacterized. Gene Ontology annotation, biological process: positive regulation of transcription by RNA polymerase II. The record is from RefSeq and is a predicted model, not a curated record. Gene Ontology annotation, cellular component: nucleus. Bases 1 to 1827 code for a protein of 608 amino acids. Lineage: Eukaryota; Fungi; Ascomycota; Sordariomycetes; Diaporthales; Diaporthaceae. Gene Ontology annotation, molecular function: zinc ion binding; DNA-binding transcription factor activity, RNA polymerase II-specific; transcription cis-regulatory region binding. The transcript has 8 exons.